AUGUCGGCUUUCGAGAAUGUGGUUGGUGGGAAGCUGAAGCUGAAGGGUAAAGCUUUGGAUGUAAAGGCUGGUGGAACUAAGAAGAAGAAGAAGCAUAAGAAAGUGCGGGAUGAGGUUUCUCAAGUCAUUGAGAGCGAGCUCACUACAGGUAAAGUUGUUGAAGAAUCUAGCGACGUCAAUGAAGAAGUCGCAGAAGAUGCCAGCAAAUUGAACAACGAAGACAAGUCAGAGUCUUACAAGGACCACCUAACUGCUGCUGAGAAACGAUAUAUAGAGCAGAGGGAGAGGCUCGACAGGCACAAGAUGGCGAAAGAAGCCAACAAAUCGCAUAGAGACAGGAUCCAAGGUUUCAACCAGUAUUUGGCUAAUAUGAGCGAGCACUACGACAUUCCUAAAGUAGGGCCUGGUUGA
Linum trigynum is the source of this 411-nucleotide messenger RNA. Lineage: Eukaryota; Viridiplantae; Streptophyta; Magnoliopsida; Malpighiales; Linaceae. The record is from the annotation of a GenBank genome assembly.